AUGCCUUCGUUCCUUGUUAUUGAUGCUGGUAUGAUCGGCUUAUCCACCGCGCUCGAGCUCCGAACCCGGUAUCCUGGGUCAGAUAUUGUGAUCGCGGCCAAAUACCUCCCUGGCGAUUCUGCCCCUGACUACACAUCGGCCUGGGGAGAGUCAAGGGUUCAGCCCAUGAACAUUCGAUGGAAUUACGAGCGCCCGAUCGAUGAAGUUGGUAUCAAAACUCCGGAAACGGGGAAGGUUUGGUUUGAAGAGUUCGUCGGGGGCCUGACCAAGAUUGAUGAGAAGGACCUUCCCGAGGGCACAAGCUUUGGAUUUGAAAUGGCUAGUUUUGUCAUCAAUGUACAGAGAUAUCUCCCGUGGUUACAAACUGAGGCGGAGAGGAGAGAGAUCUACAUCCAUAGACGUAUCUUUGGGCAUAUUCAAGAGGCCCUGGACCUAUACCCUCAAGUCAAUGCGGUCUUCAAUUGUACAGGCAUUGGAGCUCUAACCUUAGGUGGAGUUGAAGACAAGGAGAUCUUUUCCGCGAGGGGACGAAUCAUGCUGGUCCAAGGACCCGAGAAGCCGAUCGAAAAAAUGUACUUUCGCGCUCCUCACCGUGAUGGUGAAGCAACCCACAUAUUUCCACGUGGGGAACGUGGAGGAGUUAUCUUAGGAGGCUGCCGACAGAAAGAUAAUUGGGAUGCGGAAAUCGAUAUGGAGUUCGCAGAGGUUAUUAAGAGACGAUGCUGUGCUCUUGUUCCUCAACCGGGCAAGCCUGAAGACCUUAAAUUAAUCAAACACGGUGUUGGAUUCCGACCGGGUCGAGAUGGCGGCGCUCGUAUCGCACCUGAGACGAUCAACGGCAGGCUUGUUAUCCAUAACUACGGCGCAGGAGGAACUGGGUUUCAGGCAGGCUGGGGAAUGGCACAAUAUGCCGUGGAUUUGCUAUCGGACCGCGCAAGAAUAUAA
Molecule: messenger RNA, 945 nt
Organism: Clonostachys rhizophaga
Lineage: Eukaryota; Fungi; Ascomycota; Sordariomycetes; Hypocreales; Bionectriaceae
Source: the annotation of a GenBank genome assembly